AUAAUGUAGCCUUAAGUGCUAUAAAAUAAGGAUAAUCAAGAAAAACAAGAACAAAGUAAUACCAGUACUAAAAUAAAUACAGCAUACCAUCAGUAUUGGAAAUAAAAUUAUAUUCUUAAUAGUGGUAGAGAUACAGAAAACACUUGAAAUUAAAAGACAAGACUAAAAGCUAAGCUUAGUACAAACAGCAUGUUUUAAACAUGUUGAAAACACUCAUAUUGGAUGCCUUUUGAAUGUUUUUGGGAAUGAUAUUCCACAAUUUUGAAGCAUGGUAGAAAAAUACAAGUGAUCCUGAUGGAGCAUACACAGAACACACCGCUUGCUUGUCCACUUGCAGAAAAUGUUUAAAUAAACAGCAUGAUGUAGAAAAAAAUGUCGAAAGCUCCAGAACCGCUAGUAAACAGACAUUGGCAUCCCAAAGGUUUCAAGGGUCAAGGUAAAUUUUUAAGCCAUCAUGGAUGAGAACUCAGAGGGGGAAAAAAGACAACUACAAUUCCAUGACAACAGGGCAAACUCCAUCUUCAGUAGGUAGUUCAUGUCAUACAAUAGAAAGCUCCAGAACAGCUACUAAAAGGACCUUGUGGCGAGAGAUGGUCGGUCCCCGGCUGGAUUUAAAACGGGGACACUGCAGUCCAUGGUCGGGGGAUGAAACACUAUUCUUCCAAAUAAUAUUCCCUCAUUUGGUGUUUUGAUAGUGGUGAAGCGCACUGCCUAAUACAUUGGUCCAAAAUAGGUGUUCAGUUGGGUUGAGUUCUGGUGACUGUGAAGGCCACAGCAAUUGAUUCACAUCAUUUUCAUACUCCUCAAACCUUUCAGUGAGCCCCCAUGCCCUUAUGGAAGCAUCUGCGUUUGUUUACCAAAUCAUUUAUUCAAGUUUUCCCUUUAAUUUGUCGACCAUCUGGAUAUAAAAUAUGAAAUGUAGAUGAUUUAGUUGAGUCAUGGGUUUGAAUCUGGCCUGUCACCCCCUUCUAUCUUCCCCUCCACUGUUCAGUGAAGCAGAAUUGCCACAUAAAUAAAAUACAAGUAACAGGACAAAACAAGGUGGUUAGUUACACGCCAACUUCAUAGGUAAAGUUUUUAUAGAUAGUUUUGCUUUGCCAGCCAGUCACAUUCAGUGUUGGGACUGGAGGUUUGUUGUUGUGGUUAGGAUGGUGUCCUUCCAGAUAAAACGCCAAAGGAACAACAAAAGGACAGCUUCUUCUUCACUUUCUCUCUUCGUCUUCCUCCUGAGACUUCGCUCUCUUCAUCCACAUUUUUUCUCAGUGGGUUUGUUCAACUGAAAGCAGGACAACUGGCGGCUGAAAUGGGCGAAUGGGAUCUGCUGGGCCGCCUGCUGGAUAAAGUGCAGAGCCACUCCACAGUGAUCGGCAAGAUCUGGCUCACCGUGCUGUUUGUCUUCCGCAUCCUGGUCCUGCGCACCGGCGCUGAGAAGGUGUGGGGUGAUGAGCAAUCUGACUUUGUCUGCAACACUCAGCAGCCCGGCUGUGAGAACGUCUGCUACGACCUUGCCUUCCCCAUCUCUCAUGUUCGCUUUUGGGUCCUUCAGAUUAUUGCUGUAGCGACUCCGAAGCUGCUUUACCUCGGUCACGUCCUUCAUGUGAUCCACAUUGAGAAGAAGAUGAAGGAGAGGAUGAAGAAGCAGGCCGAGUUGGAUGACCAGGCCAGUCUGUUCCUCAGGAGAGCCUACAAAGUUCCCAAGUACACCAAGAGCACUGGCAAGAUCAGCAUCCGUGGCCGUCUCCUUCGCAGUUAUGUCCUCCAUCUUGUGGCCAAGAUUGUCCUGGAAGUUUUGUUUAUCGUGGGUCAGUACUUCCUUUACGGUUUCACCCUCCAGACUCGCUAUGUCUGCACCAGCUUCCCUUGCCCUCACAAGGUGGACUGCUUCCUGUCCAGGCCUACAGAGAAGUCGGUCAUCAUUUGGUUCAUGCUGGUGGCAGCAUUUGUCUCCCUCGUCCUCUGCCUGGUUGAGAUGUUCUAUCUGUGUGUGAAAGCUGUGAAGGAGUGCAUGGCGAGGAGGCAGGACUACACCGUGACGCCAGUGACGCCUCCACUUUCGGAAAGGAAAGCUUUUAAAAGCCGCGACCAGAUGAUUCAAAAUUGUGUCAACCUGGAGCUGGAACUCCAAGGACGAAAGUUUGGGGGAAACGGAGUAACAGGCGGGGUCAUCGAGGCUGCUAAGAAUGUACCGUUUGAGAACAACAUGGGGGAGGUCCACAUCUGAAGCAUAGAGGCUGUGAUAGGUUGUACGUGUCCAAUUCUCCUGAGUUCCAGUAUUUGUGUGUUGGCUUUGGGGAGGAAAGGGGUGUGUGUGUGCACUAAAUAAAGAUGGAGGGAGGGGAGUAGCCAGAUUCUGUAAACAGGACUCCAAAUGUUACUUAAAAUGACUUCAAGUGGCACAAUACAAAAAUAACAAACCAUGUUUUCCCAUCAUUUUAAAACACUGUAGAUUAUUUUUUGAAAGAUUUUGCAAAGGGUACUUUCUUGGAAUGAUUUUAGACAAUGUUGUUACAAUUUUGAUUCAAUAAACUUCUCAUAUUCAGAUUCAGACUGGAUCUUUA
Siniperca chuatsi (mandarin fish) is the source of this 2558-nucleotide messenger RNA. Its product is annotated as gap junction Cx32.7 protein. NCBI's taxonomy places the organism in Eukaryota, Metazoa, Chordata, Actinopteri, Centrarchiformes, Sinipercidae. The coding region runs from base 1304 to 2221 and encodes 305 amino acids. Gene Ontology annotation, cellular component: connexin complex. Gene Ontology annotation, biological process: cell communication. The record is from RefSeq and is a predicted model, not a curated record. The transcript is spliced from 4 exons.